This is a messenger RNA of Vigna unguiculata (cowpea), 566 nucleotides long. Its product is annotated as basic blue protein-like. NCBI's taxonomy places the organism in Eukaryota, Viridiplantae, Streptophyta, Magnoliopsida, Fabales, Fabaceae. Gene Ontology annotation, cellular component: plasma membrane. The record is from RefSeq and is a predicted model, not a curated record. Gene Ontology annotation, molecular function: electron transfer activity.
UGUUGAUCUUGUAUCAUAGUAGAACUAAAACAAGAUGGUUCAGGGAAGAGGCAUUAGUGCAACAAUGGUUGUGUUGUGCAUGUUGGGACUUUUCUCUGAGAUGACUCAUGCAGCAACGUACGUGGUUGGAGGCCACAUCGGUGGUUGGGCCUUCAACAUCACUAGUUGGCCUGAUGGCAAGAAUUUUAAGGCUGGUGACACACUAGUAUUCAACUAUAAUCCGCAAUAUCACAACGUGGUGAUAGUGGAUGAGAGUGGAUACAAUUCGUGCAGUGCUCCAGCAGGAUCAAAAACGUAUCAGUCAGGACAUGAUAGCAUCACUAUUGCCUCAGGAACAACCUACUUCAUCUGCACUAAUGCUGGUCACUGCGGGGCUAAGAUGAAAAUGGCAGUUACUGCACCUUGAAUUCUUUUCCUCUGCAUUUCAUUUCUGCUAUUUCUGCUAUUUCUGCUUUCUGGUUCAAAUGUUAGAACCACGAUGAUCAUAUUAAUUAUAUGUCUAUUUUGGAAUAAUGCAAAAAAGAAAAAGGUCAAUGUAUAAGGCUGAUUUAGUCACAGUUCAUUAA